UCAUGCCACAACAAUGAACUUAAUUAAUAAAGAAAUGUAGACUUUUUUUCUAGCAUUAAAACAUGGUUUAAGUCAAUUAUACUAGCAAAACAUAUUCUUUAAAUAAAAACGUCUUGCGUUGAAGUGAAGAGGCAAUAAAAAAUAAUAAUGGAUGAAAAGCAACGUAAAAAAUUACACACAUUUAAGCAAAAGAAGAAAUCAGUUCAGGACAAAAAGGACGCUGAACCUAAACAAUGGAGUCAACUGCCCGAUACAAUCAUUAUGGAAAUCUACAUGAACUUGGGUGAUGUGGACAGGGUAUCAAUGGCCAGGGUAAUGAAUCUUUUUAAAAUUAUGAAUUAAUCAGCUCCAUAUUUUAAAUAAAUGAUAAAAUAAAGAGGUGCUAUUGAUGGUAACGUGAAUAGAAGUAUUGUUGAUUAAGAGAUGAGUGGAUCGGAUAAAAUGACAAAUAUUGGCUCUAUUCCAAUUGCACUAAGUGACUCUAGUGUUUACAUUGCUGCGUGUGGAUACAUAGUUUGGAGACAGUAUAAAAUUACAACGUCGAAUCGGGACAUGUUGCCUGAGACUAUCAACGCGAUAUGGGAAAAGGUGCACAGUGAACUGCCUGUGUGGGUCUUUGCAGGCAACGAUGUUGAGGUAGUACAUGCAAAUGUUUGCUAGGAGAACUCUCUUUGCUACGCCUUUAUAAAUUAAAUGAUCAAAAUAAAAAGCAAAUAGAUGAAACGCUACGUCGCAAUGCCUUACAAAAAAAAAAAAAAAAAAAAAAAAAAAUAAAAAAAAAUAAAAGAAAAAAAAAAAAAAAAAAAAAAAAAAACGCUACGUCCAAAAGCCUUAAAAAAAAAAAAAAAAAAAAAAAUCCAGAUUGAUAAAGGGCAAAGAACAAGGAGAUACAGUAGUAAAAAAUUAGGGCUGCCCAGCAACAGCCAAGGAAACGAUUCACCUUUCCGUGUUUCCUAUAUUGUUUUGAUGAUUACUUUAGAACAACGUGGUGCUAUGAAUGUUGACGAUAACAUUGCCCUCCCCAGAGCUUAGUACACAAAAUGCAGAGUGAUCCCUGUCCUAGUUAGCUCUACUUCAACAGGCCAGAACAUAACAAGGACCCAAACUGUCGGGAAUACACUAUGGUCAACAGAACUAGUCGUACACUUAUUAAUUUGGAGCGUUUUGCCAGUUUGUAAACCAUGUGCUGGGUGGCCGAGUGGUGAAAACUGAGCAAAUCUCAAGUUGGUGGUCUGGAGCUCCUAUACUGGCUUCUUGCUGGUAUGAGCCUGAAUUGCCUGUCAUGGCCUCGUCGCUGUCUAUGGGGGAGGGAGGUGUUUCUGUUUAAUACUGGAACAGUGGACCAGCCAAUUAUUUAUCUUAUACAUCAUGGAGAACCUGGAUUGUCGUCAUCUUUCCUCCAAUGGUGACCAGCCUAGUGUUUCCAGCAUGCUGCCAACACUAGAGGUAUUCCUGCAGCGGUUAAGGACAAAGCGUGCUGCCCGUCGCUGGACCGCCUCCAACCUGUCAAUGCUCUUCUGAGUAAAUGGGUCCCAGACUGAAGAUGCAUAAUCUAAAACCGGACGGACAAAGGCUUUAUAUGCUCUUUCUUUCACUCAGGAGUUGCCAAUCUUUUGAUUUCACCUUAAGAACCCCAUGUUUGCUUGGUUACAUACAUUAAUUUCUUUUGCUAAAUUAAACCCCCAAAACCUGACAUGAAAAGUCCCACUUACUAAGACCACGCCCCUCAAUUGCACUCUUAUUUUCCUCCUUAAGGUAUGUAAGACCUGGUACCAAGUCUUCCAUGUUCCGUCACUGUGGAGGUCGCGGGAGAUUGAUUUUGGCCUACGUCGAGCAAAUCUAGAGGCUUUCGAUAAGGCUAAAAAAGAAUCACCAGUGUCAAACGGUACAGUAACGUAGCUGCUAUACACUGUUUCAAUAAGGUACUGUUAAAGCUAACGUUCCGAUACAACGAGUAAUACUGUUACAACAGAUUUAGUAUUACCACGAUAGAGCUAACACACUGGUAAACAAAAUUAUGGUCCAGGUGCAUCUAGUUUACUAAUUACUAAUUUAAUGGUACAACUUAAAUUAUUACUUAAAUUAUAUUCAUUAAAAUUUUAUCUAGAACAACUAAAUAUUAGUACAAACUAACAUUUACUCAGAUGUAAACAAAAAAAAUAACGUACUAGUAGACUGUAAGCAGUGACGUACUCCACAAGUCGUCAUAUAAAUAUACCCAGCCGAGGUCAUAAUUUUUCAGCCACUUACCUUUGCUGUGAUCACCAUCUUUUACGUCGCACCAUAUAUCCUUACGCUAUGCUUGUUAAUUACAAAUUCUUUUUCGCUUCUCAUUAGGAAAGCACGCAAUCAAGUUCGUGAAGCAGUUCCCGACUUCACUUGAAGACAUCGCCAUUAGAUUUCGUUUCAUGUCUGAGCAGCCUACUAAACAAAUGAUCAACGACUUCAAAGAGUUAUGUGCUUCUUUGGAUGGCGCCAAACUUCGAAAUAUUUCUAUUUGGAAUCUGAACGUAGACACGGUCAGCGGGCAGAAGAGAAAAGACGUAAUAGACUCUUUAAAGAGACUGCUACGCGAUCAGAGUUCAAUAAGGGUAAAAAAACCAAUAAACAAUCAUUUACGUAUCAUGGAGAUAGCACCAGUUUACAUGGACACCUGGGACAGGCCCCAUGGGAUUGAAGAGAGCGUGUGUAGAUUUAGUUACUUGCGGGUCUAACAUUGUCUCUGAUGUUCUCUGGGGGACAAUGGGCUCAAUGUAUUCUGGGAGGGCUCUAGGCUUUAUGUAUUAUGGCAAGGCUCUAGGCUUUAUGUAUUAUGGCAAGGCUCUAGGCUUUAUGUAUUAUGGCAGGGCUCUAGGCUUUAUGUAUUAUGGCAAGGCUCUAGGCUUUAUGUAUUAUGGCAAGGCUCUAGGCUUUACGUAUUAUGGUAGGGCUCUAAGCUGUAUGUAUUAUGGUAAGGCUCUAGGCUUUAUGUAUUAAGGCAAGGCUCUAGGCUUUAUGUAUUAUGGCAGGGCUCUAGGCUUUAUGUAUUAUGGCAAGGCUCUAGGCUUUAUGUAUUAUGGCAAGGCUCUAGGCUUUAUGUAUUAUGGCAGGGCUUUAGGCUUUAUGUAUUUUGGCACGGCUCUAGGCUUUAUGUAUUAUGGCAGGGCUAUGGGUUCCAUGUUUUCUUUUUGAAAAUUUCAUUUUUUUUAAAUGAUAAAAAUGUGCUAAAUAAAAACGUUUGUUAUAAUUGACACUUCAAAUAUUUUUGUAUAUAUAUAUAUAUUAAAUGUUUGCGAGGUAAUAUGUUAAUUUUAAAGCCAUUAUAUUUUUUUGUUUUUAUCUUAUUUCAGUUUUAUUACAAUGUAAACUGUGUUCGAUAUUUCGGUGCUUUUAGAUCUGUUUCUUUCAUUUUGUAUUGUAUAAUUAUUAUGACUCUUCUGUUUAGAAAUUUAAAGAAGAUGCGUCAUUCUAUGACCUCGAGAGUGGUCUAGAAAUUCUUAGAUGUUUAGCUGAUGCCUCUGCAUCUACUAUACAAGACCUUUCUCUAAAGGACUUGGUUCUAAAUGGAGUGUAUAUGUACCGUGAUGGACGUGUAUCGGCAGAACUGAAGGUCAUUGUCACUUUAAAAUCACGGUUCACUUGAUGUUUUCCUUUGUCUAUCACUUAAAGAUAACAUAAUAACACAGCAUUCACAUCAUGAAAGCUUGUUUUAGCUUGUUAUUUAUACAUUUUGUUUAGUUAUCUUAUUUGCGUAACUUAUUAUUUCGAUUGGUUAUCAUGUUUUUUUAUUAAAUUGUCCGGCUGUUUGUAUAUUAAAAUACUUAUUUUUUUAAAUGUUAGAAUCAAUGUACUCUCACUUGUAAAUUUACCUACUUUAAUUCUUAUCAUUAACAAUAUUUCUCACAUUUGAGUGGGAUGACCUGGCAAAUGCCCACCUCCAACCCCCCCCCCCCAAAUCUAGUAAAGACAUGAGUCGAUAUAUUGCAAUUGUUUUUUAGUCUUAAUUCUUCAACCUCAUGACAGGCAAAUAAUUUUGUUUAUAUUUUAACAUUUUCAGAAAUUCACAGGCCUCUCUCGUAUUGACUUCGAUUACAAUUUAAUAUCUGAAGAGCUUGUAAAAACCUGGGUCACGACAUGUCCGAAACUCACGUUCAUUAAGCUUUGUGCUAACGAUUACGUGCAUCCCAGUAAGCGUGAUUGUUUGUUGGUUAUUAAUAUUUUGGUGAAAUAUUUUUUUUUAAACCUGUAUGUUUGAAAGAGAACUGUCGUUUAAUGUUUUUUGCUCUUGUUAAUUUAUUGACCAGCCACAAUUUUUGUUUGUUUGUUAAAAUGUUAUUGUCAUCAGUACCGGUGAGGGAUUAAUUCUUCUAAUUCAGAAUCAGAUGCUUCCAAGAUAGGGAUUAAGCUGUAAAUGCUAUUUUUAAAAAAAUCUAUCAUCAUAAAAAAGUUUUAAAAAAUUUCUAUUGCGUCUGCAUGGGCCAUCUUGUGUUGUAGUUACGUUACUGUGUAAAAUAUAUUUUUAUAUAUUUUUUCAAUUUACACAUUACUUAAAAGGUCAUUUUAUACCCUCCACUCAAUCAGAUCACGUCAUUAGCUGCGAGGCAUGGAAGUCAUUGGUCGGAACGCAUCCGAAUUUGUUGGUUGAGUUUGAAUCCUCAGAGAUCCCAGACUUAAAGCAAAUGAAUGAUAUAUUAUCACCGGCUAUUCCCUUGUUCGAGUUAUCCUGGUACACAUUUCAAAAUACAAGUGAAUUUGAGGUAGUAUAAAGUCUUAGAAUUUUUAUUUUUAUUAUUUUUUUGUAUUUUGCUUAUGCCAUUAAUUUGUUUACGUACAAGUUGCAAUAUAUCAUACGCCUGCAACGGGUUCAAUGCAAAAUUUAUUUUUAAUCAUUAUUUCAAUUUAAUUACAAAUUAAUUUCAGUAAGUGAUAACCUAUUUAAAGUGUGUUUAUUCAUGGGAACAAAGUCUGAUGUAAAUGCUUAUCUUUGAAAUGCCCGUUUUGACUCGACAUUUCAGCUUUUGGGAUACAACGAAAUAUAUUAUUUUGAAUGACAGACAUAUUUUUUUGAGGAAAUAUCCGAAGCAGCAUUCUAUCAAUAUUGCUUACACCAAGACAAUUUGUUGUUUCAAACAGCCAACAGCGCGCGAGGUCUAAAUGAGGCACAAAACAUAUUUUGAUCUUGAAAUGCUGUUUAAUAAUAUUUAACUGUAAAGAAUUUUGAGGGAAGUAGCAGAUCAAGAUAACUUUCGAAUUGGCGGUGUCUGAGGGAAAUAGUAGGUCAAAAUAACUUUGAAAUAAUCGGUGUCUGAAGGAAACAGUGUAUCAAGAUAACUUUGGAAUAGUCGAUGUCUGAGGGAAAUAGUAGAUCGACAUAAUUUUGGCAUAGGCGGUUCUGGGGGAAAUAGUAGGUAAAAAUAACUUUGGAAUUGGCGGUGUUUGAUGGAAAUGGUAGAUCAAGAUAGUUUUGAAACAGGCGAUGUCUGGGGGAAAUAGCAGAUCGAGAUAACUUUGGAAUACGCGGUGCAUGAGGGAAGUAGUAGAUAAGAUAACUUUAAAUUAGGCAGUGUCUGAAGGAAAUAGUAGAUCAAGAUAAUUUUUAAAUAGGCGGUGACUUAUGGAAAAAGUAGAUAGAGAUAAAUUUAACUUUGGAAGAGACAGUGUCACUUUUUUUGCAGUUUGUUAACUUGAAUAUGUAAUUUAAGGAUUAUUGUAGGGCCCACCUCCAGUAAUAAAUAUAGAUGACACCUUAAAGGCCAGGCUCUUAUGUAGAACUUGAAUAAAUGUAGUUCCGCGCAAAGCCGAGUGUAUCAGUUAGUAUAUUAAUAUAUAUAUAUAUAUGGGCCCACCUCCAGUAAUAAAUAUAGAUGACACCUUAAAGGCCAGGCUCUUAUGUAGAACUUGAAUAAAUGUAGUUCCGCGCAAAGCCGAGUGUAUCAGUUAGUAUAUUAAUAUAUAUAUAUAUAUAUAUAUAUAUAUAUAUAUAUAUAUAUAUAUAUAUAUAUAUAUAUAUAUAUUAUAUAUAUAUAUUACCUAUAUUUAUCCACAUAAUUUGCUAUAAUCAAAAGUAAAUAUAUUUUUCUUUUUUUAAUUUUUAGCUGACCAGAUUACUUAAUCGUGUUGCCCACUACCAUAGAACAGUAAAACAUCUGUGCCUGCGCCUUUCGGGGCAAUUUCCAAAUUUGAAUACAACAGCAGUGCAGAACAUACUGUCUAAAUGCUCACAUCUGUAAGUCCGUUUUGUACAUGUUUGUGACAUUAGAGAUUAAUGGUUGUCACUGUAAGCAAUACGCCUCUCAUUCUAAGCACAGAGAGCCUUCUUUAUAACGGUAGUGCAUUGUUUCUUCCCUUAACAUUAGAGUAUCAUAUUUCUAGAAGACCACGGGAAAUGACUAUCACUUAGCAUACUCAUUCGCAUUAUUUUUUCUUGUCAUGGAUAACGGGACAAAUAUUACUCUCAUCCCAGGAUCCAUGUUCAAUCCUCGGUUAAAAUAAAUGCAAUCCAAAAUAUAAUAUGAACCGAAUUAUUCUAUGAAAUCGUGGGUUUCCAGAAUUCAGUUUUUUGGGGUUAAAUUAAUGAAUGAAAUAUAAUGUCAAGUUUAUUGGACAGCUUGGAUGUUGUUUCUAUGGCCAUUAUUGGCUGGUUAAUUUCUCCAUUAAGCUUAGUUAAAAAUUUCUAACUAGAGGAUUAUUUUUAUUGAUCCAAACAAAUUGAAAUGUUUUUUUUAAUUAAAUUGUGCGUACCUUUCAGCAAAUAAAUAAAUACAUGUUUUACAUAGGUCCCCAUUUUCCAAAUAAAAUAAUUUAAACACAAGCCAUCUGCGUUAAAUUAGCUCCAUUAUGUAAUAAAGACAUAUGUUUUUAAGGUAAAUUCGGAUUUGAAAGUAUGACUUAUUUGCUUUCCUAAUAUUCUAGAGUGAAAUUUGUUACGAAAUAUUCACAAACAAAUAUUACUCGUAAAAAUGUGUUCGUUUUGACUAUUUGACAUAGAAAAUACAAAACUACUUGCUGUAAAAGUGGUUGAUGACAUAAAAAGCAAUGUUAACUACUUUUAUAGACCUCAAGUUCCUAAUCUGUAGGACGUGACAUAAGAACCCUUGUACGUGACUGGACCUCAAGUUCCUAGAAUAGGGUUGCGAAGUGAUUUCUAUAGGGCCACGGGCUGAAACUAUGGACUAAGAGAAAUAUCACUUGCAAGAGGUAUUUUCUUUUCAAGUCUGAGCCACAGUUUUAACGAUGAAAGUCAAAAUGUUGUUAAUUAUAAUGUACAGCAAAUUUUAGUUUGACUGGAAUGAACAGAACUUGACUUUAAUAAGAGAAAAUAGAAUGUGUAUAUGAGUUUGCAUUAUUUUUUGUAAAAAUUGCUUAUGAAAGGGAAUAGAAUGUUUAAAUGUGUGUUAACAUUAUUUGUUAAAACAUUUAAAAAAAUUUAAAUGGCCAAGUCUUUUAUCACAUACUUAGAGCUAAUUACUCACAACGCAUCUGCUCCUAAGCCCGGUUAAGAUGAAAAACUCUGACCUGCAUUCUUGCACUGCUGUUAUUGAGGAUUUUGUUACAUAAUGGAACAAAAAAAAUAAUGACGCUGCUAAACAAAGCAAUUGGUUCUAAUUAAUGUUGAAAUAUAUGAAAUCCAGUAUCAACAUUUCCAUGACAAAAUCAAUAUUGUUUUUCUAAUAUUUGUUUUUUUAGAAGUUAUAAUAAAUUUUGAUUGGGCAGUUUAUGCUACACUAAAAUCAUGCCACACUCAAGGAUGUAUCUGCUGAAGAUUAUCUUCAAUAGUAUGGUUAAAGUCCUCUGGUUUCAAUACGCCUUUUAAUAUCAUGAUAAUAACUGUCACUUCAGAUGGCAUUAAAUGGUUAGUUGAUGGUAUAUGAUUUAAUAUGGAAAUUAUCUCUGUUAUUACGGUAUGUAACUCUCUUCACUUUUUUCAAAUCGGUUUGUAAUGUAUCAUUAAUGGCAAAGAAGCUAUUUGUGCAAAAUUUGGCCUCUCUGUAAACACUUAUCUCAUUGCAAAAUAUAAAGUUAUUUUUAUUUGAUAACAGUUUACAUUCAAUAACGUGACUGGUACGGUUGAUGGUAAAUAUAAAUAUAAUAACCACUAUGUCGCAACCUCUCUCUGUCUUCCUCACUAUCUCUUCCAAUUCUCACCAUUGGCUUUUGCUAAAUGACAGGUUUCUGUGAGCAGUAUAUUCCAGUACUGUCGCUAUUGUAAUGACGUUAAGAGUUGCCAAUUAACCCGUUAUGGUGUAAAGAAUCUUUGGGAACAUCAGCAAUCCAAAAAGUCAGAUCCACCGCAAUUAGAAGGGAUUUAGACACUAAAAGUGAUCUUUCCCUCAUUUUUUUCAAAAUGUUUUGUAACCUGAAUAGUUCUACAAGUAUUGCAUUGUAUUCCUAACAUUUUAAAUUGAUGAAUCAUUCCUACUGUUGAAUAAACCUUUACAUUCGUGAUAUCAAGAGGGGAAUUUAAAGUUAAAAUGAGAUCUGAAGUCAAAGAUUUAGGAAAUUUUGUGAUUGUGAAACUGAGCAUUUUAUUUGUUAAAAAGUGGCUGUGUCCAUUUCUGAUGACGAAGUUUGAGUUCUUGUAGCGGCAUCGGUGUUGUGAAACUAAAUCCACAGACUUCUUUUGUUUCUGUUUUGAUAAUUUCAUUUUUCUGAAUCACUUAAAUGAAUGCCUUACAUCUUGAUUCUGAGGAAAUUAUAGAGUAGAUUUUAGCCCCUCCCACCCCCCCCAAAAAAAAUGAAAAUAAAAGAUAAAUAAAAACACAUGACACUUUUUCUAUUUGAAAACAAAUUAAUUAAAAAAUAUAUAUAUUUUGCAUCGUCAUGCAUAUUUUGCUACAAUUUUAUCCGAGCCUUACUCCCUGUGAACACAAUGGUUCUGUGUAACUAGAUCUUCUAAUUAUGCGUCAUAUUAUUGUGCUCAAAAAGUAAAUAACGUUAAAUAACAUUGUGUAUGAAUAAUAUGUCACAUAUUUUAAUUAUCUUGCGCAUAUUUUGACUUUGCUAAUAAUCCUUUUAUUGUCUUAAAGGUUGCAGUAACUAUUUAUUUAUUUAUUUAUUUAGGUAUUUUUACAUAGCGCUUACCUUAAAGCUCUAAGCGCUUUACAAAUAUUGAAAACAUGUAAACUAAGUAAAAUAAAAAUGAAAAACCAGAGACACUAGGAUAGUAACUACUAUACUAUAGAAACAAUUAAAAUGGUUAUAAAACGAGGACACUUUGGCACGUGUUGGCCUAUUAUAUUACAGGAUCAACCCGAGACAGAAAAUGAGGCAGGGGCAAGUAGGGUGCAUCACAGGUCAUAGGCGGACCUAAACAGAUGGGUUUUAAGGGACUUUUUGAAAGUGGACGAGGUUUCACAAUGACGGAUGUGGAAGGGGAGCUCGUUCCAGAACGUGGGCGCAUGGAAGUAGAAGGAGCGUUCACCUAUCGUCUUAGUUUUGGUUCUUGGGAACGUUGUAUGAUCGUUGCAUCCAAAAUGCUUUGUAAAUGGAAUUUAAUUUUUUUUUUCCAGACUGCCAUUCAAAUGUGUGACUAAAAGUAAAAGGAAAACUUUCACAGGAAAGAAAGCGUGGGGUCUCGUCCAAGAAACUUCGUGGCUCACAGAAAACGACAUCUAACUUACUGUGAUCAGUAGCUUCAAACGUG
Lymnaea stagnalis (great pond snail) is the source of this 9622-nucleotide messenger RNA. The record is from the annotation of a GenBank genome assembly. NCBI's taxonomy places the organism in Eukaryota, Metazoa, Mollusca, Gastropoda, Lymnaeidae.